AUGUAUGGUUUCCGAAUGAUCCGUGGACUUUCGAGCACGGCACGUCUGACCUCAAAAUCCGUUUCCGGGCGCAUCAUCGUUCCACCAGCGACUCAUUUCACGCAGCAAACAGAUUCGACUCCGAUCAGCAGUCUGAAAGGCGAAUACAAACAGCUCCCGGAGGACUCAAAUUAUAUCGAAAAAUUCUACAACGAGCUCGAACGUUUUUCCACAGAUGUGCUACACGGACAGCUGAAAAAGACAUAUACAGAUUUCGAUGACAACCCUGAUGAUCUUGUCUUUGAGCUUGAAAAAUACAUAGAAUUGCAAGUGAUCCCGCAACAUAGCAGUUACGUUGAAAAAACGGCCGACUUUAGUGCUUCUCGUCCGCUGUCCACGAUCCACUGCAAAAGCGUCGGAGACAAAUUGGCCAUUGACAGGUUUUUGGACUUUUGCAGCGGCGUAAAAUUAACUUUGCGGUUGAAUGGCGGUCACAGCUUCAUUUUUGAUGUACUAUUACAGGCCAAAUCUAGCUUCGAUGAGUUUGAGAAGAAGAAGGGUUAG
Messenger RNA from Lachancea mirantina, 543 nucleotides. NCBI's taxonomy places the organism in Eukaryota, Fungi, Ascomycota, Saccharomycetes, Saccharomycetales, Saccharomycetaceae. The record is from the annotation of a GenBank genome assembly.